Molecule: messenger RNA, 1416 nt
Organism: Effrenium voratum
Lineage: Eukaryota; Dinophyceae; Suessiales; Symbiodiniaceae
Source: the annotation of a GenBank genome assembly
AUGGCGAUGCAUUCCGGCGUGGCGAUCGUGCCCGCCAUUGCGCUGGUCGCGGUGUCCAUGUGGUACCGGCCUGCCACGCCCAGCAGUGCCUCGCAGAAAGCGGCGCGGGGGAGGGCCCAGCGGAUUCAGAAGCGAAUCCAUGGCGGAGGCUUCUCCGGCACCAAGAGUCUGUCCAUGAUCCAGCUGAAGCCAGAGCUCAAGCAGCAGGUCUCUGUGGAGAUGGAGCAGACGCCCUACACCCCUGCGUUUGAGCAGCUGCGCAUGCCAGGCGCCGGCAGCGGCGCUGCCAGCGGCUGCCCGCACCAGGCCGAGCAAAUCGCCGGCCGAGCUCGGGGGGGCGUGGGAGGAAUUGUCAAGGUUGCACUGGGCAACUUGGUGGCUCCCAAAGGCGGCUCCUAUCUGCUGUCGGACUCGGCGAACCUGGGCUCGUUGACGGUGGCCAGUGGCGCCGAACUGGUGGUGGCGCCCAACGUGGAUUUGUCGCUCCGCGCUUUGUACGUGGAAGGACUGGGAGGAACUCUCCGCAUGGGCUCUGCGACGUGCCCUUUAAGCGGCGUCACAGUGACCUUCACCGGGGCUGGCGAUAAAGGCGCCAGGUCCUCUAACCCGUUGGAGACCAAGGGUCUGGUGGUGGGCGACGGCGGGCUGCUGGAGGUCUUCGGCGUGCGGUACGCGCCCACCUGGACGCGGCUCAGCGCCCAGGCGCAAGCGGGGAGCAGCACGCUGCAGCUCAUGGACGAGGUGGACUGGCAAGUGGGGCAGCAGAUCGUGGUUAUCACCACCGCGUGGACCGAUGAUCCGGACGAUCAUCAGAACGAGGUGCGGGAGAUCACCGCGGUGACGAUCUCAGAGCCGCUGCAACAUGAUCACUACGGCGGGCCGGAGUAUUUUGCUGAAGUGGCGCUGCUCUCGCGCAGCAUCACGUUCCAAGGAGAUGAGGCCAGCGAGGGGAGUCGCUAUGGGGGCCACUUCAUGUGCAUGGGCAGCGCGGUGUGCCGAGUGGCCGGCGUUUUGGCCUACCGCAUGGGCCAGGAGAACGUCAUGGGCAGGUAUGCCUUCCACUUCCACAUGAUGGGGGACGUGGCAGGCGAGUCCUUCUUCGAGGACAACGCGGUGCGGCACAGCUUCUUCCGCGCCUUCACGAUCCACGGCACCUCCUCCUCCCGGGCCUCGCGGAACGUGGCCUACGACGUCUCCGGCAGCGCCUACUACUUGGAGGAUGGCAUUGAGGAGAACAACCUCUUUGACUACAACCUGGCCGCCCGGGUGAGAAUCAUCGAUCAGCUCAGCGACUACGGCGGAGGUGGACAAGGUGGCGGCGUCACAGUGCACACGCAGCCAAGCCGUAUCGUGCCGACAGAUGCCACGGCCGUGGGCUUCUACUGCACCAACGCCAAGAACAGGCUCGGAGUUUGA